AUGUGGAUCUUUUCGAGACCUCGAACGGGGAUCAGGGUGAACGGACAACCGAUAGAACUCGUCGAUGAGUUCUGUUACCUGGGCUGUACGCUGAAGAACAACGGUAGCUACGAGAGAUAUGUUCAGCAAAGAUGCGCUAGGGCCACUUCUGCAUUUAACUCCUUAACGAAAUGCCUGUUGUCGACCCCCAUCACCAACGAAGUCAAGCUGCGAGUCUACUUAUCCGCAAUUCGCCCCAUCAUGAUGUACGGAUCGGAGACUUGGGCAGCACCAUCAACGGUUAUGGAGAGGCUCGACUGCACGGAACGAAAGCUGCUCAGAAAUUGA
Necator americanus (New World hookworm) is the source of this 327-nucleotide messenger RNA. RefSeq lists its product as uncharacterized. The transcript has a single exon. The record is from RefSeq and is a predicted model, not a curated record. NCBI's taxonomy places the organism in Eukaryota, Metazoa, Nematoda, Chromadorea, Rhabditida, Ancylostomatidae. The coding region runs from base 1 to 327 and encodes 108 amino acids.